Messenger RNA from Chenopodium quinoa (quinoa), 2458 nucleotides. RefSeq names its product peroxisomal membrane protein PEX14-like. Lineage: Eukaryota; Viridiplantae; Streptophyta; Magnoliopsida; Caryophyllales; Amaranthaceae. The record is from RefSeq and is a predicted model, not a curated record. The transcript has 13 exons. Gene Ontology annotation, cellular component: peroxisomal importomer complex; peroxisomal membrane. Gene Ontology annotation, biological process: protein import into peroxisome matrix, docking. Bases 410 to 1921 code for a protein of 503 amino acids. Gene Ontology annotation, molecular function: signaling receptor binding.
UUAUGUGUAGUUGGAAGUACCUAUGAAUCAUGAAUCUAAUAUUUUUGUUGAAGUUAAAUGGCUUCAUUUUAAAACAUGCGUUUGGUAUAAUGUUGGUCUAAAAACACCAUUAUUGAUAUCUCCGAGUCUUGAAGAGACAUCAACUGACCUUUGCUCUCCCAUCUCAAAAAAAAAAAAAAAAAAAAAAAAAAGAAAAAAAAAAAAAGAGAUAAAUAUAUAAAAUAGAAGUAUGACUGUAGGAGGGAUUGAAUUUUGGCGUCUACUGAUUGAAUACUGAAACUUCACACCUCAUUACACUCGAAGACCACCUUCAUUUUCUCAACUCUUUUCAUUUCAUUCCUUCGUCAUUCGUCUUCUUUCUUUCUCGACUUUCUCCCAUUUGAUUUCAUGAUUUGAGGGUUGGUGUGCAAUGGCGAGCGAAUCACCCCCAUCAAAUCCCUCCGACAACAACCCCCCUAAUUCAGCUCCGGAACCUGCACAAGCAGUCGAGAAUAAACCCCCAGCAACAUCAGAGCUUCCUGCAGAAAAUUCAUCAAAAACUGUAUUUGUAAAUUCUCAACCUAUACGAGAGGAUCAGGUUCAGAAUGCUAUCAAUUUCCUCUCUCACCCAAGAGUUAAAGGAUCUCCUGUGAUUCACCGGAGAAAUUUUCUCGAGAAGAAAGGUCUCACAAAAGAGGAAAUCGAUGAAGCAUUCCGCCGUGUACCUGACCCAUCUCCUGCUGUUGCCAGUGGUCAAAGUAGCACAAAUCAAGUUGCACAGCCAACUCCUGCAACGAAUAUUCAAGCUCAAGUCCCUAUGCAAGCUGUGCAGCCGGUGGCUCCAGUUCAAUCUGGUGUCAUGUCAACAAUGGCUAGAAGAUUCCACUGGUCGCAUGCGGUGCUUGCUAUAGGAUUUCUGGCCAUAUCUGGUGCUGGAACAGCUAUAGUAUUUAAAAAUUCUGUCAUUCCUAAGCUGAAGUCUUGGAUUCGUGGGGUUGUUAUGGAUGAUGAUACCAAUGAAGAGGAAACAGAUAAAAAACCGAGUUUGGCUGAAGAAGCUGCGGCAGCUGCAAAAGAAGCUGCGGCAGCUGCAAAAGAAGCUGCGGCAGCUGCAAAAGCAGCUGCUGCUGCAGCGGCUGAUGUUGCAAAGACCAGUCAAGAAAUGGUGAUCUCAAAGAAUGAAGAAAAGAAACACUUUGCGGAUUUCAGAUCAAUGAUAAGUGAAAUGACAGGAUUAGAAGGGCAAUCACACAGUGGUGGGAGAAGCAAUGUCAGGGAAGGAUACCUAGAAGAUGGCUCUAAAGCGCGUUCAGUGCAACCAAUGGACAGGAAUUCUGAAUAUGACAUGCGAUCAGUGAGGUCGGUUUCACCACCUGCAUCAGCUGAGCCUCCUCAUCCAAAAUCCUAUGGGGAGAUCAUGGCUAUGGUGCAGAGAGGGGAAAGACCACCUAAUGUCAGAGAAAUUGAUGAUCGACCCCCAAAUCCUAAUCAACCUAUAUCAAACCCAAAUCUGGCUCCUAGAGUUAAGCCUUGGGAAGGUGGUCUGCCUCCUAACAACGACAAUUCUACGCCUUGGUAUGAUACCUGGUGGAAGCAAAAAGAUAGAAUAGCUGAAUUUAAAAAGAUAGAGAGUGAGCAGUUAGGCUCGGGGUCCAGUGGUGCUGUAAAUGUUGGUCCAGCUCAACGCAGGUGGGUCCCACCUCAACCUCCAUCUGUAUCAAUGCCAGAAGCAGCUGCAGCCAUUCGACAGGCUAAAUCAAUUCCAAAGGACUUUAAUCUGAGGGCUGACGAAGCACCACAGCCUGUGGAGGGGCUUGAUGAGUUGCAGAGAGCUACACAGAUGUCUGAAUCUGGUGGUCAUUUAGAUUUGACCCUAGGAGGGGGAAGCUCAGAAACAUACUCUAGUGAGAUUCAAGAAGAAGAGCAAAUUACUGAGAUGUGAAUAGAGAAGCAAACAGACGGAUUCUAAAUCUUACCUUAUUCAUAUGUCUCAAGUGCUUUAUAUGUAAUGUGGAGCACAGAGUACAUCAAGAAUAACAGAUUGGUGACUACCAAGUAAUUAGUAUACUGAUGUAUCCACAGUAUCGGGUUAUGCAUUCUUUAGUAUAGUUCAAAGAUUUCCAGUGGAACAUCUUCGUUGCAGUCACUCUACGAUACGAAAUAAAGAGAUAAUAUGCACUUGGAUUGAUUCCUCUUGGUUUUAGAUGGAUGACCAAAUGUGAGUCGAUUUUAUGAUGAGCAAAUCAUCCGGUUAUCAUCUUUUUAGGACAAUUCCAUUGUACCAAUGUAUGUCAGGACUAUAACUUGGCUCCUAGAAUUGUCUCUUCAUUGCCUUUACUUCAAUUGAUUGUGGCUUGUCUAGGAUCUAAAUUCUUAGGAGGACACGGGCUCAAGUAAAUUGUUAAUAAUGAAUCGAUAUAUGUCUUGAACGAAUUAAUCAAAAAGCUUCAUAGAAUCAUAGUCGAUUAUUUGUCAAAUU